Molecule: messenger RNA, 510 nt
Organism: Didymodactylos carnosus
Lineage: Eukaryota; Metazoa; Rotifera; Eurotatoria; Philodinida; Philodinidae
Source: the annotation of a GenBank genome assembly
AUGGCGGCUAGUGGAACACGUCGAUAUCAAAUACGAGAGAAAAUAUUUAGUUUUGGUGAUAAUUUUAAAAUAAAAGACGAAUAUGGUAAUGAUCAAUUUAUCGUUCGGUCAAAAUUAUUUAGUAUGGGUGAUAAAUUAAUGUUAGAAGAUACGAAUGGCAUACCGUUGAUUAAAAUUCGUCAGGAACUGUUACAUCUUCAUCCAACAUUUAAUAUUUUGGCUGCGUCAAAUGACGGUCUACUGGCUGUUGUCAAAAAGAAAUUUUCAUUUUUACGACCCAAAUUUGAAAUAGAAAGCUCUUUAUUUGGAUCAUAUGCACUUCAAGGUGUUGAUAUUUUUGCACAUGAAUUUCAAUUAGUGAAGAAUGGACAAGUAGUGGCGAUGGUUAAUAAGAAAAUAUUUUCUCUCAGUGAUACAUAUGGUGUGGAAGUAGCAGCUAAUGAAGACCAACCAUUUAUUCUAUCACUUGUUAUUGUCAUUGAUCAAAUUUUAUACGAUGAAAAAAAAUAA